CAGAUCAUCCCGGUUACGCACCGUGUUCAGAGGCCUCGUCGACGGCUUUUGCAGCGCCAGAAGACCCAGCUGAAGGAGAAGUCACCCCCGCCGGGCACACGGCCACAGCCACCGUCAGUGAUGGAGAGCCUGCUGGAUAAUCCAAUGAAAGCCGUUCUUUACCUGAAGGAGCUCACCACCAUCGUCCAGAACCAGCAGAGCCUGAUCCAGACGCAGCGCCAGCGCAUCGACGAGCUCGAGCGAAAGGUGGAGGACCUGAUUGGGGAGAACCGACAGCUGCGGGACCCCCACCAGUACGUCCAGCAGCCCGCUCCGCCGCCGCCGCACACCCACCACCACCACCCGCACCACCACCACCACCCGACUCACCGCAGCGCCAGUCCCCAGGCGCCGGCCCACCUCCAUCAGCACCCGGGGAGCAACAAAGCCGCGGCUCACCUCGGCCAGCAGGCGCAGCAGCAGCAGCAUCAGGCGCAGCAGCAGCAGCAGCAGCAGCAGCCUCCUCCACCUCAGCAGCAGCAUCAGCAUCAGCAGCAGCAGAUCCCCGGUCUAUCGGCCCAGCCUCAGCAGCAGCACCACCACCAGACCCCUCCUGCACCGUCCUCCCACCACCCGCAGCAGCUGCAGCUCGUCCCCACCUCGCCGCAGUCGCCCAAAGCGAGCCAAGCGAGCCCGGACUCCGCCGAGGAGGACAAGAGGAGCCCCUGCUGCAAGUCUCUGGUCCCGCAGACUCCCACCGCGCUGUGCCGCUCGGUGGGGCUGGCCAGGAAAGCGGACAACCAGACGGUGCUCCACCAGUUCUGCUGCCCGGCCCCGGAGGCCCCCGAGGGGGAGACCUCCACCGCCUGUGUCCCCAGCGAUGACCUUCCUCCAGACUCCUCGUCUUUGGGGGAGGAAGGGAAGGGAGGAGAGGGGGAGCUGCAGAGUGAGGUCGAGUCACAACCACAACCACAACCACAACCACAGCCCCAGCAACAGCAGCAAGAGGCUCAGCCACAGACUCAGCCGCCACAACCACAGUCGGAGCCCCGACCACAGACACCUGAAACCAAACCUCAGCCCGAGCCUGAUCCGAAACCCCAGUCUGCACCGGAGCCCGAGCCUCAGCCCGAGCCUCAGCCCGAGCCUCAGCCCGAGCCUCAACCUGAACCCAAACCCGAACACGUACUCGCGCCCGAGCCCGUGCCCGUGCCCAUGCCCGAGCCUCAGCCCCAAGUCGAGGCUCCGAUUGAGGAACCAGCAGCGGACGCCCCUAAACCCCCUUCGCCUUGCAGAGAGGAGCAGACAGUCGUGGAGCAAGAGAAGGAAAAGCUGGAAGAAGUCGUCGAGGCAAAGGGAAAGCAAGAGGGAGGAGGAGAGGAGGCGCAGCGGGCCGAGCGGCGUGAGGCCGAGGCAGCGCAGGAAGAAGAGGAGGAGGAGGAAGGGGGAGGAGCAAAAGGAGGUGGGGCGGGGAGGAGAGCCAGCCUGCACCACACGGCCUCGCCCUUGAGGGUGCGAAGCAACGGGGCCGGCUCGCACUCCACCACCUCCGACUAUGAGCUCUCGCUUGACCUCAAAAAUAAGCAGAUCGAAAUGCUAGAGCUCAAAUACGGUGGACACCUCAUCUCCCGCCGUGCCGCCUGCAAGAUCCAGACCGCCUUCCGCCAGUACCAGCUCAGCAAGAACUUCGAGAAGAUCCGCAACUCACUACUCGAGAGUCGUCUCCCUCGACGAAUCUCCCUGCGCAAGGUCCGUGUGCAAAACACGGAAGGUUUCUCCGCUGAACGGGCCCUGGCAGAAGGCUGCAACUUGGCAGGCAUCCCAUUGGUGCGCUCACCGUCUCUGCCUGCCACGGUUGGUAGCAGCCUGACCGACCUGGAAGACUCAUUCACUGAACAGGUCCAGUCGCUGGCAAAGUCCAUAGAUGAUGCACUCAGCAACUGGAGCCUGAAGACCAUGUGUUCGCUGCAAGAAGGUGGCGGCUAUCAGUUCAGCGCCGACUCCUUCAGUGCAGCAGCAGCAGCGGGAGUCGGAGGUGGUGUGGGAGAAGUAAGUGGUGUGGGAGAGUCAACGACUCCUCAAGGCCCGCUGGACCCAAGUGAUUUGUCGAGAAGCGCAAGCAAGUUAAUGAUGGCGUUCCGGGACGUGACAGUGCAGAUCGACAGCCAGAACUUCCGAGUUUCGUCGUCAGUCUUGGAAUCAUCCACCUCUGUCAAGAUCGGAAGCUGUGCCCAAGAAGGGGCCUACACCACUGUGGCGUCUACUUCCACAACCACAAACUCCACUCCAGCAUUUAUUCCCUCCAUCACCUCACAAGAUCCACCUCCUCCUCCCGCAGAGGUCCCAGCUGAACCUAUAGAUCCCCCACCGCCCCCUCAAGAACCCCCACCGCCCCCUGAAUCAGAUAUAGAAGGAGGCGAGCAGGAUGUUGAAUUCCCUGCUCCUCCCCCGAGUGAAGAAGAGCUAGGGGAGGAUGAUCAACCUCCCCUAACCCCUCUGGAUAAAAUGGCAGCCCCUCAAAGCCCAGAGGAGGUUGUGAUGGUGGUACCACCACCCACAGAACCCCCUUACGCGCCUCCAUCACAGGAGGCUGUAGUGAUGGGGAGCGCGUCCAUGGUGGAGCCGCUGGAGGUCAAGAGGUCAGGCUCGGAGACAGCGGACAACAGCUCAGAGCAGAUGAGCAGCAGCAGUACGUCGACAGAGGCACGUUCCACAUCUGAAGCCUCGUCCAAGGAAGCGCUGCAGGCCAUGAUCCUCAGCCUGCCACGCUACCACUGUGAGAACCCCGCCAGCUGUAAGUCACCCACGCUGUCCACUGACGUCAUGCGAAAACGCCUCUACCGCAUCGGCCUCAACCUCUUCAAUGUGAACCCGGACAAGGGCCUUCAGUUCCUGAUCUCUCGAGGCUUCAUCCCGGACACACCCAUCGGCGUGGCCCACUUCCUGCUACAGAGAAAGGGCCUGAGUCGACAGAUGAUAGGAGAGUUCCUGGGCAACAGCAAGAAGCCCUUCAACAGAGAUGUCUUAGAUUGUGUGGUGGACGAGAUGGACUUCUCGGGCAUGGAGCUGGACGAGGCGCUGAGGAAAUUUCAGGCCCACAUUCGUGUUCAGGGAGAAGCCCAGAAGGUGGAACGUCUUAUCGAGGCCUUCAGUCAGCGCUACUGCAUGUGUAACCCCGACGUGGUGCAGCAGUUCCACAACCCAGACACCAUCUUCAUCCUGGCCUUCGCCAUCAUUCUGCUCAACACCGACAUGUACAGUCCCAACAUCAAACCCGACCGCAAGAUGCUGCUGGAGGAUUUCAUACGCAAUCUACGAGGUGUGGAUGACGGAGCAGACAUCCCUAGAGACAUGGUGGUGGGGAUCUACGAGAGGAUACAGCUGAGGGAGUUGCGCUCCAACGAGGAUCACGUCACCUACGUCUCCAAGGUCGAGCAGUCCAUCGUAGGCAUGAAAACGGUUCUCUCCGUCCCUCACCGAAGACUGGUGUGCUGUAGUCGACUUUUUGAGGUGACAGACGUCAACAAGGCCCAAAAACAGGCCGCGCACCAGAGGGAAGUCUUCCUGUUCAAUGAUCUCAUUGUGAUCUUGAAGCUUUGUCCAAAGAAGAAGAGUUCUGCAGCCUACACUUUCUGCAAAGCCAUGGGCCUACUGGGAAUGCAGUUUCACCUGUUUGAAAAUGAAUACUAUCCUCACGGCAUCACCAUCCUCUCACCUUUCGGCUCAGACAAGAAGCAGGUUCUUAACUUCUGUGCCCAAAGUGCUGAGGAGCUGCUCAAGUUUCUAGAAGACCUGAAAGAAUCGAUUGCAGAGGUGUCGGAGAUGGAGCAGAUACGCAUCGAAUGGGAGCUGGAGAAGCAGCAGGGAGCCAAGACUCACUCGGUAAAGAACAACGGUACACAGCUCGAGCUGCGCGGCAAACAGGGCUCCCCAUCAGGAAACCAGGAGAUAGAUGAAAGAAGUGGACACAAUGCAGUAGAGGUGUCAAUUCACAACAGGCUUCAGACGUACCAGCUCAGCAGCAGCACGGCUCGGAGUCCCGAGAGCGUGGCCCUUCUUAACCACCGGGGGGAGCUGCUUUUCCAGCAGGGCCCCCAGGGGCUAACCCAGGGGCCGGUGCCUCCAGCUCAGCACCCUCAGCUGCAGUCAGCGGCAAGCACCCCAGCCCACCACCUCCACCUCCAGCAGCACCACCAGCCCGCCGUCAGCAUGGCUGACCUGCAGCCCGAGACACUCAUCCAGUGUCAGCAGAUCGUCAAGGUCAUCAUGCUGGACAACAGCGGCCACGGGCGCAUGGAGGCCUUCCUCAGCCAGACGCCCACACACCACCACUACCAGCACCACCACCACCACCACCACCACAGCCACCACCAGCUCAGCCAGUCGGCCAUGUCCACCCCGGUCCGCUCGCCGGACGGCUCCCAUGGCAACGACGGCCACCAGCCCCCGCUGCCUCCUCCACCUCCGCCUUACAACCACCCGCACCAGUAUAUACCCCCGGACCCCCGCCUCAGCCUACACCGGACCCCAAGUGGCUCUCGGAGCAUGGUGUAAAUAUAUUAGUAUUCCCUCCCCUUGAAACACACACUUUCACACACACACACAUACACACACAUAUACACACUCCCACACUAUUUAAAAAGUACAUAAUGUACAUAUAUACAUACAGAAAGAGCUAUAAUGAAAAAAAAUGAAAUCUCACUUAUAUGCAUAUAUUUAAGGAAAAAAAAACAAGAAACAAAAAGAAAAUCAAGGUUUUAAAAGAGAUACGGAGGAAUGAAGUGCAUAUAUAAAAGUUUUACUUGAUUCCACAUGUAUUUUGAAAUAUUAUGUAGUUUUAACAAAUUUCUAUAACUUUUUGUCAGUUUUAACUCUUGCUAGAGAAAAAAAAAAAAACACAGAUAUUCCGUUUUCUGGAUGGAUCCAGAUUGUAGUUCCAGUGUUCACCACCACCACCACCACCACCAAACAACAACAACAACAGAAAUACAUGAAUUCCUCAAACUUUCUUUAGUUUUUGGACCGUGAUGGAUGGACAAGGACCUUCCUUCCAGCUUCUGUUUCGCUUCUCUCAUCCCAGACCUCAUGCCUACUGUGCUGUAUGUGCGCGUGCCUGCACAGUUGACACUUAACUGAAGAAAAAACACAAAGGAAAAAAAAAAAAACGUGUGCCAAAAUACAUACGCUUCCAGUAAACACUGACUCCUUUGCACUUGACUAAACGCUAGGGCUCGAAGAAAAAGAAAGAAACAAAAAAACAAAAAAAAACUCCUUCCUUUUGCUUUGAGAAAAUAGUCCUUUCACGCUUCUCCCUCAAGGAGCACAGAAAAAAAUGAAUCGCAAAAACUGAUAUUUCAUAAAAAAACAAAAAAAAAAACAAAAAGAAAAUAUUUCCCUGUUUGUGCUCUUUGCUGAUUUAUUUAUGUGAUGGAGAGCCUUCUCUCUCUCCGUCUCUGCUCCCCUGGAUUAAAACAAAACAAAAAAAAAACCACCCCGACAUCCUCCGAUAAGCUGUGUUUGUCAUGCGCUCCUCCGUUGUGCUGUGGCUCUCUAUCACCUAAAAACACUCUCGCUCAGUCGUCGCUCUCCAUAGAUCAUCCUACGGCGGAGGAUGACAGGAAACAAAGGCGAUCACGUGGAUUGCUCGCCAAAAACCAAAAAAAAAGUCAGCCCAGGAUGGUCGUGUUGAUUGUCGUUUUGUCUUCAUACCACAUGUAUCCGCUGAAGUUUGUUUUUACUUUGAAUUGAGCCGCUCUCGGACUAUUAGGUCUCACGUGUGAUAUAUGUGCACCGCUGUCAUCUUGUUGUGUAUGAUCUUCGCCUUUUCAGGAUAUUUUCCAUGAAGACUGCUUCUGCUGCAAAGUCGAGAUCUGUGUCUAUUUUCAGUUGCGUGAAAAUGUUCCACCACUUGUGUGUGUGUGUUUUCCCCCGUCGAGUCCGACCUCGACACAUCCCAGACACUGUCUCUCCAUGUCGGUACGACUCCCAGGUUCGGUUUGGGCUCCCUGUGACUGUGGUCCUCCUCCCUUCCUAACCUUUCAGUCUGACAUUUUCAACAAAAAACACUACACACAGCUUACAUUGCAAAUGCUGGCAUUAAUGUGUUUUUUUUUGUUUGUUUGCAAUGUCGGCUGCUUUAAAUAAGAAUGGGACAAAAAGAAUGCAUUAUCUUAUCUGCUUCUCUGUCACCCCAGCCUGGACUGUAAAUACCACAUCCAAGCAGUGUCGGGGGGGAACAAGGACAAGCGAAGCUACCUUUAGCCCUCCUUCAAAAUGCUAUUGCCCUGCCACGCGUCCUUCACUCUGAAAUAGGUCAGCCCCGGCCUCGACUGCGUCCAUCUUUAAAACAUAAGCCCCACCAGGUACUGCGGAAUGGAUGUUCGGUUAACUCCGCUUCCCAUCUGACCCCCAUCUGUCCAAUUUGUUGAUUUAUAAUCACGGAGGCACCGCGGGGAGGUCUCUAUCUCAUCUCUUCUGUCUUUUUUCCACUCGCGACUUCACCCAGCGGAAAGACCGAGAUUACAGAAAAAAAAAGGCUGUUGUUUUGGCAGAGAUGAUGAGAGUGUGUGUCUGUGUGUGUGUGUGUGUGUGUUUGUGUGUGUGUGUGUGCGUGUGGCCAGCUCACAGUAGCGUCCUGACUUUCCCCCCAAACAAAUCCCACCUCUCUCUUUUUUUUUUUUUUGUCAUUACUUCACGAGAAGAAUCAGCGCUUGCGAGAUGAAGGCAUUACAUUUUUUAAAGGUGCAGUACGCCGUUUUGGGGAAGAAGUUUUGAGAUCACUAAAUAAACAAACUCUCCUCGUUUUCAUGACUGAAUGAACAAACUGACCUAGUGUUAUUUACUUUGUUUACAUCUGGCGGACCCUGCCACCUUUCUAGCUUCAAACAUUGUUCGUAUUGUCCUCUGAGAACAGCUUGUUUAUGAUUUUUUUUAUUAUUAGUUUGUAUUAUGACCUCAUUAAUAUUGUUUCUUCUCCCAAACUACGUCCUGCGCCUUUAAAAAAAUGUUUUACCUGGACAUAAACAGACCUCUGCUCUCUACACUGCUGGGUGAUGAUUGUACGACUGCUCAUUUAUUUGUUCGAUCUGAAUAUUAUUAUGUAGUCCUCCCCUGUGCAUGGCGUCAGUUUGGAGGCCGAUUGAACUCCAAUUCCCCCCUAAAAAAGUCUUGAAUUUGUUUGUGCAUGACUGAAUAAGCUGCGAGCGCACCAGUGGGAGACGAAGAAGACAGAAUUUUUUUUUUUUUUUUGUUAUGCUAUGAAAGAGUUCGUAAUGGAAUGGAAAAACAAUGAAACAUUUAUGACAGCAAACAGCCCUUCAGACAGUCAAAGUGAGCCCUCUACUUUGCCAAACAGUGGCCAUCUUUGUUCCCCCAUGUCUUUCACUACCCUUUUGUCUAUGGUCAUGCAGAUUUUCCUACUUUGGGUGUUAAGACAUGCUGCGUGUGCAAUAAAUGUGAAUACGAGGCACACUUGAAAUCACGAGUUCAUGUUUGAGAGAAAGCAAAUGUAGCAUUUCGAGAGUGCAGCAUAUGAUGUGGGAGUCGAACUUUCUUAAAGAAACUGAAAAAAAAAAAAAAAAAAAAAAGGGCUCUGCCAUACCAGCGCACUGCUUCAUGAAUGACAUGUGGAUCUUUUGUCUGGCUCUUCAACACUGUGUUUGCUCAUACUAGUUUAAAAAAUAUAUUACAAAAAAGUGGACAUAUUUAGGGAAAGACAGGUGGGAAACUGAGUGUAACAUGAACCAUCACCUCCCUCAGUUGGCUUUGAACCCGUCUCUACCAGUCUCUGCAGUAUAUCAACAUGCUAUUAAAGAUGAUUUAAGUCUAUUCA
Molecule: messenger RNA, 7810 nt
Organism: Acanthopagrus latus (yellowfin seabream)
Lineage: Eukaryota; Metazoa; Chordata; Actinopteri; Spariformes; Sparidae
Gene: iqsec3a
Product: IQ motif and Sec7 domain ArfGEF 3a
Exons: 14
Coding region: 121-4533 (1470 amino acids)
Biological process (GO): regulation of ARF protein signal transduction; actin cytoskeleton organization
Molecular function (GO): protein binding; guanyl-nucleotide exchange factor activity
Source: RefSeq, a predicted model, not a curated record